Messenger RNA from Camellia sinensis, 1372 nucleotides. Its product is annotated as polypyrimidine tract-binding-like protein. NCBI's taxonomy places the organism in Eukaryota, Viridiplantae, Streptophyta, Magnoliopsida, Ericales, Theaceae. The record is from RefSeq and is a predicted model, not a curated record.
UCCAUUUUUUUCAGUUUCAGUUCCUCCGACUCCAUCUCUCUCUCUCCUCAGAUCCCCACACACUCUCUCUCUCUAAAAAAAACUUGACUCUCUCUCUCUAGAACUUCGAGAAUGGUGAAGCUAGCGACGGCGAGGGAGAGCAGAAUGUACGGGCCGAGACAGGGGAGAAACAGAGCAGAGUAUAUAAACGCGGGGCUAUAUGUUUUCGCUACGAUUGUGCUUUGGAGUGGCUUUGCUGCUCAGCUCUCUAACGAGCCCGUGUCUGGACUCGUACUUUUGCUCAUUGGUUUGGGUCUUAUUGUUGUGGUGAAUGUUCAUGAUCUAAUAGCUCACCUCGCUGGUGUGGAUUAUAGGUUGAGUUUGAUGGGGUUCGAUGCCCAGCUCGCGCUUGUUGAGUUUGCUGUUCCCGUGGUUCAGGCUGUUGGGACUAUUCUCUAUUUCUUGGGAAUUCUGUUUCUUUUUAUUCAGGAAGAAAAGGGUUACCGUUACUACAACUUGGAGAAGCAUGCAUUGAACAUGCUUCUUGUCGGGACCCUUUUGUGGUUGCUUGGAUCGACUCAUAACUCUUGCCAGAUCUAUGAGAGAGCAGAUGGGCAUUUCCAAAUCUUACAAGCAAGCGUCUACAUCCCGUUCUUGAUGGGGAGCUUGUUGUUCCUUGUGGGCGCACUUGUCAACUAUGAAGAGCAGUCUGCAUUAGAUCAUCACGGUGUGAAGUUAUUGGGUUGGACUUGGGUAUGGUUGGGUAUUUUUGGGAGCUUAUUGUUUUUCGUAGGGGGAUUAGCCAAUGUUGUGAAAGUAUUCAAGAUGCAACAAACUGAUGGAAUGCGGCUUGAGAAACUCCAAGGAGGAGCGCAAGAGUGGUUGGUUAGGGAAGGCCGCGUUCCACUCAUCCUCGAAGAGCAAAGGAGGAGGAGAACGGAGGUUGAGAAAAAAAUGGAGGUUGACAGAAGAAAGGAGAUGGAGGAAGGGAAAUUGGUAGCAGCUCCAACUCCUUACAAGGAUGUGCUUGUAGGUCAAGCUUGAAGUUUUUGUUUUGUCCAAAAACGGUAGUCAUAGAAUCUUAUGGGUAGUUCUUGGAUCAACUUUGCCUUCCUUUUGGUACUUCUUUGAGCCUUCUUUGAUUUGAUUUUCUCUCUUUUUUUGCUGAUUAGAAUUCUUUUUUAUUUUUAUUUUUGUUUGUGUUAUUUAUUUACUUGUUUAUGCCACUGAUUUACAAGUUUAAAGGAAGGAGCACAUUCUUUUUUCUUUAUUUGUUAUUUGAUGUUAGUGAUUGUGUCUCAGAUGGCUUCUUUCUAUGUACCAGUACAUAUUAGAGAUUCGAUGGGGUGCUUUUUGUUUGGCAUGUAUACACUUUUUUGUACUGCUGUUUGAU